AUGUUCCAUAGAAGACUAUCAUAUGCCAAGACCAUCGGUAAUCUCGUCAACCAGGGGCAAAAUAGUCAAGCAAUAGCUCUGUUUCGCCUAGUGCGGGAAAACGGGUUUGAAGUCACAGAGUUUCUUCUCUCAGCGAUUCUGCGAGCUUGUGGAAGAGUCUCUGCAUUAAAACAAGGCAAGCAGCUUCACUGCAUGGCCAUCAAACAUGGGUUCAAUCACGACACGAUUCUAAUGACGUCACUUCUUGACUUGUACUGUAAAUGCAAUGAGAUCAAAGACGCCCGAAAAGUGUUUGAUGAAAUGCCUCAGAGAGAUGUGAUUGCCAAUAACUGCAUGAUCUCUGGACUGUGUUGGUCUCGAUUGACUUUAGAGGCGAUUGGGUUGUUUAACAACAUGUCGAAAAGAGACGUUGGGUCUUGGAAUUCGCUGAUUUCGGGCCUUGCGCAGAACUCGGAAGGGAGGGCCGGAUUGGCUUUGUUUGAGGAAAUGAGAGUGGAGGGAGCUGAGGUUGAUGUGUUGACCAUGGUGAGUGUUGUUUCGAUUUGUGCUGAUCUUGCGGCGUUGCGUAACGGUAGGGAAGUGCAUUGUUUGGUGAUGAAGUAUGGAUUCGAGUUGUAUUUGCCCGUUGGGAAUGCUGUUGUUGACAUGUAUGCGAAAUGUGGGUGCAUGGAGAAUGCUUGGUUGUGUUUCAGGAGCAUGCCUAUGAAGAAUGUGGUUUCGUGGACUGCUUUGAUUGCCGGUUAUGGGAAACAAGGCCAGGGAGUAGAAGCUUUGAAGGCGUUUGAUGCAAUGGAAAUAGGAGGUGUUUGGCCAAACAGUAUCACAUUCUUGGGUGCGUUGUAUGCGUGUAGUCAUGCAGGAUUAGUACAAGAAGGAUGGAGGAUUUUCAACAUGAUGGUGAGUAAGUACUCGAUCGCACCCACGAUGGAGCAUUAUACAUGUAUGGUGGAUCUUCUAGCACGAUCAGGGUGUUUCAAUGAGGCGUACAGCUUCAUCAAGAGGAUGCCUAUAAAACCAGACCCAAAGUUGCUGACAGCAUUUCUAAGUUCAUGUUACUCCUACAAGAAGUUAGAGCUAGGAAAGAUUGUUGGGAAGAAACUAAUUGAAUCAGAACCUGAAGAAGCAGGAGCCUAUAUGUUGCUCUCCAACUUCUAUGGGAUUGUUGGGGACCUUGCGAGUGUGGCAAAAGUGAGAAGAUUAAUGCUAGAUAGAGGAAUAAGAAAGGAAAAGGCAAGCACUUGGAUUGAGAUUAACAAAACUGUUCACAGCUUUCAGUCAGGAGACAGAUCACAUCCCUUAAGUGAAGACAUGUACAGCUACUUGCAACAUCUUUUCCGGAAGUUGAAAAUUAACGGGUAUGUUCCAAACACAAGCAUGGUGAUGCAAAACGUGGAUGAACAGACAAAGGAGGUGAUAGUCCUCGGUCAUAGUGAGAAACUGGCAAUUGCAUUUGGCCUAAUCAGCACGCCUCCAGGUACCCGUAUCCUUAUAGUUAAGAACCUAAGAAUGUGCACAGACUGUCAUGUAGUAACCGGCUUAAUUUCCAAGAUUGAAGGGAGGGAGAUUGUUGCAAGGGACUCGAGUCGGUUCCAUCAUUUCAAAGAUGGACUAUGCUCUUGUGGAAAUCAUUGGUGA
Molecule: messenger RNA, 1635 nt
Organism: Fragaria vesca subsp. vesca
Lineage: Eukaryota; Viridiplantae; Streptophyta; Magnoliopsida; Rosales; Rosaceae
Product: pentatricopeptide repeat-containing protein At4g37380, chloroplastic-like
Exons: 1
Coding region: 1-1635 (544 amino acids)
Biological process (GO): RNA modification
Molecular function (GO): zinc ion binding; protein binding; RNA binding
Source: RefSeq, a predicted model, not a curated record